Messenger RNA from Pipistrellus kuhlii (Kuhl's pipistrelle), 5524 nucleotides. It is a transcript of the gene TRIL, whose product is annotated as TLR4 interactor with leucine rich repeats. Gene Ontology annotation, molecular function: protein binding. The transcript has a single exon. The record is from RefSeq and is a predicted model, not a curated record. NCBI's taxonomy places the organism in Eukaryota, Metazoa, Chordata, Mammalia, Chiroptera, Vespertilionidae. The coding region runs from base 844 to 3285 and encodes 813 amino acids.
CUGCAAAUCCCGUUUGCUCCACCGACCGGUAAUCCACCCCCCACCCCCGGCCCAGCGUGUCCGCCCGGUACAGCUGUUUUUAAUCCCCACUUUUCUCACUUGGCUUCCCGGGCCCGGGCUGACCAGACGCGGAGCCACUUAGCGGCUCCCCCUCCCCCCGCCGGGGUCUGUCCUUCCUCCGCCGUCUCCUCUUUCCCCGCCCGCAUCCCCGGGGGCAGCGUGUGGGAAGGACGAAUUUCCGCCCGGUUUGUUCGCCACUCGCCGACUGGGGUCCCUUCCGGAGGCAGCCUGCGCACCCGGCUCCUCCCCCGGCUCCUCCACGGAGGAGGCCUCGCUCCCGGGCCGGGGACCAGAGAGAGAGAGGAGGCCGGGCUGCGGGGGCCGAGCCGCCCGCCGGGGCGCAGCAGCCAAGCCGCGCCCCAGCAGCUCUUGGAAGGACUCCCGCCCGCCCGCCUGCAGCUGGGGAAUCCACUCGGCGGGGAGAAUCCGUGCCAGGGAAUCCAGCUCCGGACUCGGCUGCAAACAAAACAAAAAACUCAGUGCUUGCUCCCCCCUCCGCCCCACGACGCGCACCCGGAGAGCUCGCUGCAGAGAUGCAACAAGUAGCGCCCGCAGCUCGCACAGCGCCCCGCGCCGCCUGACUUGGCCGGACCAAGCGAUCCUGCAGGGACCGGGCCAGAUGCCGGACAAAGGGCGGAGGAGGGGCCGGGCCGCGCAGCGGCGGAGUCCCUAAAGAGGCCAUCUAGUGACUCUGGCCAGGCCAAGGGGAAUGCAGAGGGGACACGGAGCCGGAGGGCCAAGAGGACGAUCCGGCGGCUGCACGCAGGGCCAGGGCGGGCGGCGAUGGAGGCUGCCCGCGCCGUGCGCUUCCUGCUCGUGGUGUGCGGCUGCCUGGCGCUCCCGCCCUGGGCCCAGCCCGUGUGCCCGGAGCGCUGCGACUGCCAGCACCCCCAGCACCUCCUGUGCACCAACAGGGGGCUCCGCGCCGUGCCCAAGACCAGCUCGCUGCCCAGCCCGCAGGACGUGCUCACCUACAGCCUAGGCGGCAACUUCAUCACCAACAUCACGGCCUUCGACUUCCACCGCCUGGGCCAGCUCCGGCGGCUGGACCUGCAGUACAACCAGAUCCGCUCUCUGCACCCCAAGACCUUCGAGAAGCUCCUGCGGCUGGAGGAGCUGUACCUGGGCAACAACCUCCUGCAGGCGCUCGCCCCGGGCACGCUGGCCCCGCUGCGCAAGCUGCGCAUCCUCUACGCCAACGGCAACGAGAUCGGCCGCCUGAGCCGCGGCUCCUUCGAGGGCCUGGAGAGCCUGGUCAAGCUGCGGCUGGACGGCAACGCGCUGGGGGCGCUGCCCGACGCGGUCUUCGCCCCCCUGGGCAACUUGCUCUACCUCCACCUGGAGUCCAACCGGAUCCGCUUUCUGGGCAAGAACGCCUUCGCCCAGCUGGGCAAGCUGCGCUUCCUCAACCUCUCCGCCAACGAGCUGCAGCCCUCGCUGCGCCACGCGGCCACCUUCGCGCCGCUGCGCUCCCUGGCCACCCUCAUCCUCUCGGCCAACAGCCUGCAGCACCUGGGGCCCCGCGUCUUCCAGCACCUGCCCCGCCUCGGCCUGCUCUCCCUCCGGGGCAACCAGCUCGCCCACCUCGCGCCGGAGGCCUUCUGGGGGCUGGAGGCCCUGCGGGAGCUGCGCCUGGAGAGCAACCGGCUGAGCCAGCUGCCCGCCGCGCUGCUGGAGCCUCUGCGCAGCCUGGAGGCGCUGGACCUGAGCGGCAACGAGCUGGCCAUCCUGCACCCCGCCGCCUUCGCCCGCCUGGGCCGGCUGCGCGAGCUCAGCCUCCGCGACAACGCGCUCAGCGCCCUCUCCGGGGACAUCUUCGCCGCCAGCCCGGCCCUCUACCGGCUGGACCUGGACGGCAACGGCUGGACCUGCGACUGCCGGCUGCGGGGCCUGAAGCGCUGGAUGGGCAGCUGGCACUCGCAAGGCCGGCUCCUCACCGUCUUCGUGCAGUGCCGCCACCCGCCGGCCCUGCGGGGCAAGUACCUGGAUUACCUAGACGACCAGCAGCUGCACAACGGGUCUUGCGCCGCCGAUCCCUCUCCCUCCUCGGUUUCCCCGACCGGCGAUGCCAAGCGGCGGCCCUUCCCCACAGCCGCGAGGGAGAAGAUGGCGCCUCCUGCCGGUGGCCUCGCGGAGGAGCUGCCGCCGCAACCGCAGCUGCAGCCACAGCCACAGCCACAGCCGCGGGAGAGGGUACCGGCCCCCGGGGCGCCCUGGGAUGGGGAGCUCCUGGGCAACCGCAGCGCCCCGAGGCUGAGCCCAUGGGGUGCGGGCUCCCAGCAGCUGGGCCCCUCCGCGUCUGCUGCUGCGGCGGGCCCGGCGCCACCGCCCCGGGACCUGCAGGAGAAGCCCGAUGCAGCCCGCGCGGAGCCCACCCUGACCGCCGGGGCCGCAGCCUCCGCACCGCCGCCCGCCGGCGACCUCUGGCAGCGGGCCGCGCAGCAGCGCCUCCCCCCGCAGCAGCCAGAGGGCGCCGCCCCGGCGGACGGCGGGCUGGGGGCGGGCCUGCCGCCGCUGGUGUCCGACCCGUGCGACUUCAACAAGUUCUUCCUGUGCAACCUGACGGUGGAGGCGGUGGGCGCCGACAGCGCCGCGGUGCGCUGGGCCGUGCGCGAGCACCGCAGCCCCCGGCCGCUGGGGGGCGCGCGCUUCCGCCUGCUCUUCGACCGCUUCGGCCAGCAGCCCCGCUUCCACCGCUUCGUCUACCUGCCCGAGCGCAGCGACUCGGCCACGCUGCGCGAGCUGCGCGCCGACACCCCGUACCUGGUGUGCGUGGAGGGCGUGCUGGGCGGCCGCGUGUGCCCGGUGGCGCCCCGCGACCACUGCGCCGGGCUGGUCACCCUGCCGGAGCCCGGCGGCCGCGGCGGCGUGGACUACCCGCUGCUGACCCUGGCGCUGCUGGCCGUCAACGCGCUGCUCGUGCUGCUGGCCCUGGCGGCCUGGGCGUCGCGCUGGCUGCGCAGGAAGCUGCGGGCCCGCAGGAAGGGGGGCGCCCCGGUGCACGUCCGCCACAUGUACUCCACGCGGCGGCCGCUGCGCUCCAUGGGCACCGGCGUGUCCGCCGACUUCUCCGGCUUCCAGGCGCACCGGCCGCGCACCGCCGUGUGCGCGCUCAGCGAGGCCGACCUCAUCGAGUUCCCCUGCGACCGCUUCAUGGACAGCGCGGGCGGCGGCGGCGGCAGCCUGCGGCGGGAGGACCACCUCCUGCAGCGAUUUGCAGACUAGAUCCGGGGGGCUCCGGGGUGUGGACAUCAUCUCCUUGGCCUGGAGGAGCCCUGGUCUCUCUGGGAGGCCAUUCAGCCCACCUCAGGGGAAGAUCUCAUUCCAUCACACCGCCUCCUUGUGUGCACUUGGCCAGAUAGGAAGCCAAUUCGGCACUGCCCCCUAAUUCCCAAUAUUCAUGAAAUACAUGGGUGGUACUUGGUGGUCAAGUACCCAUGAGUAGGGGACGCAUGGACGGUGGGGUUCAGAGGUGGAAGGCCUUCUUUACACGGAGACUUGGGCGCAGCUGUGAGAUUGCUUUUGGUGUCAUGGCAAUGCAAUAGCCUCCCCCCCCCCCCCUUGGGGGAGGAAAGGGGGCCAGAAAGCGACGAGACAUACUUUUUUACUUGUUCAGUGUCCCGAAGAGGUGUUUUGUGUUCUAUUUAAGGAAAAAGGAACUUAUUACCAUGACAAAGGAGGCUUGGUUUGGGGGUUUGUUGCCAAGAAGGAUGAUGUCAGCAGGUGGUAAAGUUUAACACACUCACCAAGGAGGAACUCUUUUAUGGUGGAUAACUUGACCUUUAAGUAACUAGAGACGCUGUUUUUUGUUUUUGUUUUUUUUCAACAAUGUGAAGAGCUCUGACAUUUAACUGACACACUCAAGGACUAUUUUAGAUUGAGCCAGGUGGCUCAACAGUUUUCUUUGUAACACGAACAUCACCGAAGGUUGGCCGACCUUGGGGUUAACUUAGAGAUUACACACUUUCUCUGGAGAAGGCUGCAUCCGAGACUUCUCCAUCAGGGUUGCUCCUGUGGCUUUUUAUUUUAUUUUAAUUUUUUUAAACCCAUAGAUGGAAUUUUCAAUGCCAGGCUUCAUCCAAGAAUGUAAUGUGUAUGUAGCUGGUGACCCCGUAGGGAAUGCCAGUGUGCUUACCACACCUCUGACAGUGCGUGUGGGCUGGGAAACAUGCCAUGUGCUGGGAAACAUUUCAUGUUAUCAGUGACAUGCAGUUGACUGUGUCCUCCUGGUUCCGAGUUGCACAGUUAAGUGUUAAAGGACAUUUCCUAAUAGGGGAGCAAGAGGUGAUUGCCAGUUGAUAGGGUAUGUUUGACCCCAUUCAUGUCUUACUCGUCUAGAGGAAAUGGUAGAAGGGAAGAAAUUCUUGGGAAAAUGUGAAAAAAUGGACACCGGUGGUUGUUUUCCUACAAAAAACCAGAAGAUUGUUACAAGUACUUAAACCUCACUGUGAAAUAAUUCUAUCUUUUUGCAAGUUAGUCCCUCCAUGACCCUGUGUUUUACUGUGUUAUUAAAUCUUAUUUCGUAGUUGAUAAUUGCAGUCUUCCUUGUCCAUGCUUUUGUGUUAAACUUAGGGUUAGGCUCCUUUAUUUGCUCUGUUGUUUUCAACUAUUUGAGAUACUCUCAUCCCCUGAUAUUUAUAAAGUACAUGUUUAGCACUACAUGUAGUGCCCUGGUUUACAUGGAUGAUUGCGUGUGUGGUCUGCAAGUGUCGUCACUAAGAAGGUGUGCCUGGCUCCUUUCCCUGUGGUUAUGACGCACAGGCAGUGGGGUGCUGUGGAGGCCACGGCACUGGUGCUCAGGCUAACGGUGCAUCUUCUGGUGAGGGCUGUAAGCCCCUGAGGGUCCUGAUGACUCAGGGAAACGAUCCCAGUCCAGGGGUCCCUCACCCCCCUUUUAUGGGUGGCCUCCACCGAGCCAGGCCUGCCCUUUGUCCCCACAGCUGAGCAGAGACCCAGGAAUCUAAAUGAACUGGUCUGUGUUUAUGUUCAGCUGAAUCAAUGUCCAGACCACUUAACGUACAGCUGCUUUCCUGGCAGUCUUUAUCUGUGGGGCCAAAACUUAAUAAACCACAGGAAAUGGACUGUCAUUCUGAGUCUGCUGCCAGAGCUUGUUUCCGACUCCAAGCUUGCUGGCACCCGGGAGAGGUGCAGUCGUUGGCUCUUCUUGGCAACCUUUGGGCUACCCUGCACCUUUUCUGCUCCCGGCUGUUUUCAUUCAUCGAGCAGUUGCAUCUCUUAGCUGUGUCUUUGGCACAGCCAUGUAGCGCCGAUUCCCGUAGGAAGUCUGGAAAGGACCUCUUGUUUUCCCACGGCUCACCCUGUGAACAUCAGAACAUCAGCGAGCAUGCUUAAUGCCUGAUCUAUGUAAAAAGUUUCCCUGGGAGGUCUUUCGAUGGGAAAUGAAUAAAUGCUGUCCAUUGUUGUGCUCAGUGAUGUCAAUAAUAAACCCACUUACUGAUAGAGA